Nakaseomyces glabratus is the source of this 987-nucleotide messenger RNA. It is a transcript of the gene BUD16, whose product is annotated as putative pyridoxal kinase BUD16. NCBI's taxonomy places the organism in Eukaryota, Fungi, Ascomycota, Saccharomycetes, Saccharomycetales, Saccharomycetaceae. The record is from RefSeq and is a predicted model, not a curated record. Gene Ontology annotation, biological process: pyridoxal 5'-phosphate salvage. Gene Ontology annotation, molecular function: pyridoxal kinase activity. Gene Ontology annotation, cellular component: cytosol.
AUGGAUAAGGUUCGCAGUGUGCUGGCAACACAGUCACACGUUGUUCAUGGAUACGUUGGUAACAAAGCAGCAACUUUCCCUUUGCAAUGUUUGGGAUGGGAUGUAGACUGCUGUAACAGCGUGCAGUUCUCAAACCACACCGGCUAUGGUAUGGAUAAAGUUUUUGGAUCAGCCACAAGUGAAAACGAUCUUGAUGAAAUACUGAAGGGACUCAUGAAGAAUUUCCCAGCAGGCUAUGACGCUCUACUAUCCGGUUACUUACCUAAUGCUAUGUCUGUUCGUCGUGUUGGGGAGAACUAUAGUAGAUAUAAGAAAGAGAAUCCCGGUACAAUUUGGCUGCUCGAUCCAGUAAUGGGAGAUGAGGGCGAACUGUAUGUAAAUGAGGAUGUGGUUCCAGAGUACAAGAAACUAGCACUAAGUGAGGAUAACUUGGUUGAUAUUAUCACUCCAAACCAGUUUGAAAUGGAGAUACUAUAUGGCCAGCCCAUCAACUCACAAGAAGAGCUUCUCACUGCACUGCGAGAACUACAUAAAUACAUCCCAGUUAUUGUUGUAACAUCCUGCAAUUCUAAACUGUUCAACGAUGAUGAUUCAAUCUAUUGUGUAGCAUCAAUGAGGGAUUCAUCCGCAUACGCCUUCAGAAUUCCACUAAUAAAGUCAUACUUUACAGGUGUUGGCGACCUUUUUUCGGCACUAUUACUUGAUAGAGUGUAUAAACUACUUGACAACGAGGACUCCACAACAAACUUGACAUUAAAGGACCAAAUCAACAGCGUCCUUAACGUUAUACAAAACGUUCUAAAGGUCACAAAACAUAUGGCCCCAAAGAACAUAAACUCUAAGAUGGGCUCAUCCAUAGAUAUGAAAGAAAUGGAAUUACGCAUCAUUGCCUCUAGAGACCUCUAUGAUGGCAAUGCAUACUUCGAUGGUUCAAUCCACUACGAAAAAUCAGAUAUUGAUUACUCAUUUUUAACACUUAGACCCUAG